AUGAAGUAUCGUCUUACCGAGUUCAUUUUCCGUCGCAAGCAUGCUGGGGACCUCUGGGGUGGCAUUAUCAAGGCAUUAAAAGAAGUAUCCUUUGACAAGGUCAAACGGGAACGUAGCGAUUUGGAUCACGAUGAUUCGGAGUUCAAUGAUAAUACGCAAUGGGAAACCGAUACCGAGGAUGAUGAUGACACAUCACGUGAAUACACAGCUGACUCUCAUAGAAAACGCCCUAGAGGCCAAUAA
Messenger RNA from Lichtheimia ornata, 243 nucleotides. RefSeq lists its product as uncharacterized. Lineage: Eukaryota; Fungi; Mucoromycota; Mucoromycetes; Mucorales; Lichtheimiaceae. The record is from RefSeq and is a predicted model, not a curated record. The transcript has 3 exons. The coding region runs from base 1 to 243 and encodes 80 amino acids.